This is a messenger RNA of Amphiprion ocellaris (clown anemonefish), 4399 nucleotides long. Its product is annotated as interacts with SUPT6H, CTD assembly factor 1. Gene Ontology annotation, cellular component: nucleus. The coding region runs from base 175 to 2379 and encodes 734 amino acids. The record is from RefSeq and is a predicted model, not a curated record. Lineage: Eukaryota; Metazoa; Chordata; Actinopteri; Pomacentridae. Gene Ontology annotation, biological process: poly(A)+ mRNA export from nucleus. The transcript has 17 exons.
GAGCUACACCAUUUUGGGUCUCGGAUGCUAACAGCAGCUAGCUGUCGGUGUUAGCUUCCACGGCGCUUCGUUGCUUAUUUUCGUUUCCAUUUUCCUGCUUUCAUAUCAAAGUUGAGUAAAAAGAGAGUCGAACCCGCCUUCAGGACCGAACCCGAACCUUUCUUCGUCUGAGAAAUGGACGGAGAAGACGACGAGUUCAUGUCCGGGCGCCGCUCCGAUGACGGAGGCGGAACUCCGGUUCAGGACGAACAUCCGGCGUCUGAUGGCGAAGAGAUGAGGAGCGACGGGCGUCAAUCUGAGGACGAAGGCAGUAACGACGAGGACGCCGCCCAGCGGAUGGAGACCGGCGGAGCGGCCAGCGGCUCCGACAACGAGGACCGUCGGGGUCCGAAUAGCGACUCCGAGGACGAGGCUGCCAGGGGUCACUGUGACGACGGGAGCGACUCGGAGGCGGAAGCCCCGCGGCCGGCCGACAGCGAUGACGACUCUCCAGUCAAACGCAGGAUGAGCGCGUCCGACGACGAGGAGGAAGAUUCUCCGGAGAAACGCAGGACAAGCGGCUCGGACAACGAGGAGUCGUCGCCGAUCAAACACGGAGCGUCCGACAACGAGGAGGCGUCGUCUCCUGCCAAAGGCAGAGGGAGCAGCUCGGACAUGGAGGACGGCGAGGACGGGCACAAGGCGGCUGCCGACAGCGACUCGGACAACGAGGACGCCAAACCCGCGGCGUCUCCAGACCACCGGUCCAACGCCGACAGUGACUCUGACACAGAGACGCCAGCCAGACCCAAGGUGGUGGCAAUGGACUCUGACGAUGACAACAAACAGGAAGGACGUGGAGGGAAGUGGAAGGCAGUGAUGCAGUCCGACAGCGAGGAGGAGGAGGAGGGAGGACGGAGGAAGGCUGCUGCAGGAAGUGAUGGAGAGCAGCGACAGGAAGACGAGGAGCGACGGCAACGAGACGACAGCGAUGACGAGGACGAGAAACCAGUGAAGAGGAAGAAGGCGAUCUUGUCGGACAGCGAAGACGAAGACGAGGAGAAAGAAGACAAACCAGCGGUUAAAAGGAGUCGGGCGGUUUCGGACGACGAGAACUCGGACAGCGACGACGGUUUGGUCGGUCCAGAUAAAAGUCUGGCGGCCAAACUGAAGGAGCUCGGCUCGGACAGCGAGAGCGAAGACGACGAGAGGUCGAAGGCUGCGGCGGGAAACAAGGACGAGAAGGCGCUGUUCGGCAGCGACAGCGAAUCAGGAGACGAGGAGGAGAAAAUGAUUGCCGACAUCUUCGGAGAGUCGGGAGACGAGGAGGAGGAAGAGUUCACGGGAUUCAACCAGGAGGAUCUAGAAGGAGACAAGAAGGAGGCGACGGAGAAGCAGCAGCAGGUGGAGGAAGACUCCGACUCUGACGAAGGCGUCGAUCGCAGCGGCCAAGACACCAGCUUCAUGUCCGACUUUGACAUCAUGCUCGCCAAGAGGAAAGCCAUGAACAGCAGGAAGAGGCGGCACAAUGACGGAGGGACGUUCAUCAGCGACGCCGACGACGUGGUCAGCGCCAUGAUCGUCAAGAUGACCGAGGCGGCGCAGGAGGAUCGAACUCUGAACAGCCAGAAAAAACCGGCACUGAAGAAACUCACUCUGCUGCCACAAGUCGUCAUGCACCUGAAGAAGCAGGACUUGAAAGAAACCUUUAUCGACAGCGGAGUGAUGUCAGCCAUCAAAGAGUGGAUCAGUCCUCUUCCAGACAAAUCUCUGCCGGCUUUAAGGAUCAGGGAAGAAAUGCUCAGAAUCCUGCAGGAGCUGCCCAGCGUCAGUCAGGAAACCUUGAAACACAGCGGCAUCGGACGGGCCGUCAUGUUUCUGUACAAACAUCCCAAAGAGUCUCGAUCCAACAAAGACCUCGCUCUCAAACUCAUAAAUGAAUGGUCGCGGCCGAUCUUCGGUUUGACGUCCAACUACAAAGGAAUGACGAGAGAAGAGCGACAGCAGAGAGAUCUGGAUCAGCAGAUGCCUCAGAGACGACGACUCAGUCAGCCUCAGAAGGUGGAGAGGGCGGAGGAACCCGACGUCUUCUCUCCACCCACCAGCUCUGGAGGUCAGACGCCUCGCAGGGAUCUGGAGAAACAGCUGACCGGAGAGGAAAAAGCUCUGCGACCCGGAGAUCCUGGUUUCUGUGCUCGAGCUCGGGUCCCGAUGCCCUCCAACAAGGACUACGUGGUCCGACCCAAGUGGAACGUGGAGGGCGAUUCCAGCCGGAGUGGCUAUAAAAAGGCCAUCAGCCUGCUGGAGAAGCACAAACGUCGCUUCGCCGAGCAGAAGAAAAUGCGACGACCGCAGGGAGCUGUGAAGAUCAGCAUCGAAGGGAACAGGAUGCCGCUGUAGCUGCCGCUGCUCGCCUGUAGGGGGCAGGUCCGGUGAAAAAAGGUUUAUCUCGAGUGGAUAAACAGAUGCGUAGAUUUGCUGACAUCCGCCGCCUCACAAAGACGGGUCACGCCGUUAAAAUCAGCGUGGAAGGAAACCGGAUGCCGCUCUGAUUUUUCUUUUUUUGUCUUUUUUUUUUUUUAAACUCUCCAUAGGAUUUAUUCAGUUUUUUUCUUUUUAACAUUUUGCUCCUGAACAACAGCUGCUUCCUCCUCAGGUUCAGCUCUGCCUUACUGAAGGACUGAGGUCAAAACUCUUCAGUCAGAAUGUCAAAAUAAAAGAAACUUCGCUGGUCUCUGGACAAAAACACUCCAAAAUGAUCGAGAGAACAAACAUUGGCUUGUGUUAGCAGUUAGCUACAUUAGCUGUCGCUCCACAACAGCUGUAUCCAAAAUGUUAGCUGAUCUUAGCACUGAAUUAGGUUGUUCAAAAUAAUGCUAGCAGUCUCCAAGUACAGAAUGCUAGCUAAUGUUAGCAGACAGUUGGUAGAACUGGUGUUAUUUGUCUUUGAUGUUAAGCUAGCAUCAGCUAAAAGAGCUACUGGUCCACAAUCCUCUCUAAUGUUAGCAGUCACUUGGAGGAAAAACUAAAAUAAGCUGAUUUUAUCAUUAUGCCAAAGCUAACUAAGAUAGUUAUUGUUAGCUGUCAUCUUUAUCUGUCUUUAGUAACAGAAUCCUGGCUAAUGUUAGCAGUCGGUUGGAAGUGAAAUUGCUGUAAUGCAGUCCUGAGUAAUAACUUUUGUUAACUUUACCUCAUAGCCAACUAAGAUGGCUAAUGUUAGGCUCAUGUUAGCAUUCAGCUUUAUUGCCAAGUCCAGAAUUUUAGCAAAUGUUAGCCGUUGCUUAGAAGUAUGACUUGUAUCGGCCAACUUUGAUGUAAUGCUAGCACCGGCCAAGAUUGUUGAUGUUAGCAUAUACAGAAAGUUAGCUGAUGAAAUCAGUCACUUGGAGGUAAAACUGAUUUUAACCAACAUUAUCUUUGUAUCAAAGCUAACUAAUAAGACUAAUGUUAGCUAUCAGGAGGUAAAAUUACUAUAACGUUGUCUUUAAUAUGAACUGUUAGCUUUAUGUGAAAGCUAACUAAGAUAGCUAAUGUUAGCUGUGCUAGCUUUAAGGUAAAUGUAGCUCGUUCAUACUUUAAGAUUGUGUCAUGAGCUAGCUACAUCAGCUUGAAGCUUUAUCCCUAAACAUAGGUUCAGAACACGAGCUAAUCUUAGCAGUUGUUAGCAGCUUCAGACCAACUGGAUUGUUACUGUUGCUAAUGUUAACACAGUGCUAAUGUUAAAUUUCAGUAACGUUAGCUGAUGUCAAUUAGAAGAGGAAACUGACUUUCUUUCAUAUCUUGAGCAUCUGGCACUUCUUACCGUAGUUAGCUACAUCAGUAUAAUGUCAAAUGGCUAGCAAUAGCUGAUGUUAGCAGUUAGCCACAUUAGUUACGGGAUAGCAACAGGAUCCACUAAGAUAACUAAUGUUAGUGGUGUGUUACCUUUACCUAAAGCUGACACAGUUAGCAUGUGUUAGCCUUCAGCUUUUCAACUUUUUACAGCUUUAAUCUCUGAGGCUAAGGCUAGCUGUUAGCUACAUCAUCAUGAAGGUCUAAAGUCUCAUUUUAUCCAUUAGCAUUAGCUUCUGUUGGCAAACAGCUGAUCUGAGGGUUGUUUUGGUGAGUUUCUUGUCCAGAGGACCGUCAGGUUUCAACAUUGGAUCAUUAAAGUCCCUCCUGCCCUCUUUGUCUCUGGAUGUGAAGGUGUUUGUAUUCUGCUGAUAGUCUGGUCCAUUUUGUCCCUUCUCUGCUCCCGUAGCAGCUGUACAGGAAACCAUGGACUCUGCAGGACUGAGUUCACACAUUGACACAAGGACUCUGUUUGACCCGGGCCAGGUCUGUGGUCCGGAGUCGAUGUGGACUCUGUGAACCGGCCCGUCUCUGUGCACUGUUCUGGAUCAGAUGAUACUUUUCUUAAUAAAGACUCCACAGAAAUUCA